Molecule: messenger RNA, 2262 nt
Organism: Scomber japonicus (chub mackerel)
Lineage: Eukaryota; Metazoa; Chordata; Actinopteri; Scombriformes; Scombridae
Product: coiled-coil domain-containing protein 30
Exons: 19
Coding region: 1-2262 (753 amino acids)
Source: RefSeq, a predicted model, not a curated record
AUGGCUCAACCAGAGGAGCUGGAGCAGAUCGCCACAUGGUGUAGUGAGGAGGGACUAGCACCUGAUGCCUCUAAGGAGGCUCAGCUGUGUUUGUUUUGGCGAGCCCACCAGCACACAAAAAGCCAACUAAGCAGUGUGAUAAGGGAUAUGGACACCCAGCGCUCACAACACUUAGCAGAGAUGGCAGAGGUGCGUAAGUCUUUGGAGCAGAUCCGUAUCUUUACAGAGCACAAAAAUGUUUUGGCUCAGGAGAUACAAGAUGAAAAUGAUCAGCUGAAGGACCAGCUGCACCGCCUCAUAUCCCUUCAAGAUGCCCAGAUAAGCGAGGUGGCUAAAAUGCUGUAUCAGCAGGGUCUCACAGAGUUGAUUCACAGCAGCCCCAGUGAGCAGGUGGCUUACCUCCUAGUUGAGAGGGCCUCCCUUCUUGAGAUGAGGGAAGAUCCUGUCAAUCUCUCAGGUGAUGAACACAGAGCCAGACCACUGGUGACAGACGCCCAAGGGCCAAACAUCCAUGCACGUCAGUCUCCUCACAAGGGGGCACCACACCAUGGCCAGAGCCCAUGGAAGAGACUCUUUGGACUCCACAAAGCUUCACAGAGCAAACACACUUUUAUUCCUGAUGAGGCCAGACAUUUGGCUGUCCAGGCAAACAGUUUAGAGAGGGAGUGUUCCCGUCUGGAGCGGGAUCUAGAGGAGGGCUCCCGACGGCUUGCAAUGGCCCACAACGAGAUCCGGCGUUUGACUGAUGAGCUAGAGUCUGCCCACUUGACCCAGAGAACUUAUGAGCCUGAGCUGCAGGAAGCACAGCAGGAAGUAGAGCAGCUCAGACAAGAAGUUGAAAAACUGAAAAAAUACGAAAUGGUGGAACUACGAAAGGCCAAAGAGCUGAAUGAUCGUCUGGACCUGGAGAUCAGAGCUCUGAGGAACAGGGUGCGCUCCCUGGAUACUGAGAAGAACUCUCUGCAAGAGACAGUGGUGUCUCUGCAGGAGGAGGUGGACGGUCUGCAAUCAGCCCUGCAGGACCAGGUUCAGAGUGACCAGACCACAGAGCUGACUAAAGUUGUAUUUCUACAGAAGGAGGUGGAGCGGCUUGAGUCGGCCCUGCAGGAACAACAGCAACAGCUUCUCACUGUACAGGCUCAGGCCAACAAAGAUAAUGAGUUAGCAAAAUCCCGGACAACUGAACUGAAUCAAACCAAUGAGAUGUGCAGAAAUUUACAUAAUAAGCUCAGCGCUCAGACGAGAAGCCUUUUGGAAAAUGAGUCAGAAAUACAUUCCCUAAAGGAGCAGCUAGACAAUUCCCAUAAAGACUUGGAUGACCUUAUAACUACCAUCUGCACGAAAGAAAGCAAUUUCCAAGAUCAAAAGCAAAAAGACUCACAGCAUUGUGAAAAGAACAGUCACAGGCAGCUGGAAGCCUCUUUUGCAACAGAGACACAGCUGUCCAACGAGAACACACUGUGUAAGGAGUGUCCUGAUUAUCAUGAAGCUGUGAAGAAUCUGCUGGCCACCCAAGAUGAGUGUGAGACACUUAAGAGCGAGAUCUGUGAAACACUACUAUGCCUUGACCAAGAGCGGAGUAAAUUUCAUGAGAUGAAGGAGAAACACAAAGCAAAACUAUGUCGAACCAAACAGAGAUUUGAUGAUGAAGCCACACGGCGUGAUGAAAAGAUAAAAAAUUUAGAGCGAGAACUGUCCUUGUGUUCACAUUCAUUAGCAAAGGAGAAAGAGCUCAUUAGAAGUAUAACUGCAGAAAAUGAGAAACUUCUUGUUGAGAGGAGGAGAUUACUGCAACAGCUCAAUGAGGAGGAACACAACAAGAAAGACAGUCAUCUAACGGCUUCUUUGUCAAAAUGCAGGGUGGAUUUCCUAGAAACGGAAAACAAGAAACUAAGAAACAAAAUACUCCACAUGUCCAAUCAGCUAGCUGCCCUGGACCGGACCCUACAGAACAUUCAGUCUCUACACUUUGCUGAGGAGCUGAAGAAAAUAUCAAAUCCUCAGCAGAUUUUUACAUCUCUCCCUUUGCAAACUUCAAGUGUGAUGACACCUGAGCCAUCUGAAAUUCUGGGCUUAUUGGACAAUUGUCAGAGCAGUCUGACCAAGCAGACAGAUAUGACUUCUUCCCCUCACCGUUUCAUCUCUGCUGCUCUGUCACGAUCAACAGAGAUUGGCUAUCUGAACCUGACCUCAGCUCAGAGCCACUCAGACUACUCAACUCCCCCGGGCACCCUCAGCACCUCAGAAAGUACAUGUUCCUGA